UUAUCGAGAAAUGUCGAAAUUAAUCACAAACUACCUGUUUCGUUAGUAAUGACUACUAGAACUGUUUGCAUUGCCAUCUAACAUUUGCGGGCGGAAACUAAGUUAAGGUCCUAAUAUAUGAUCAGCCUAAGGGUAAUUCUAGCUUAAGAACAAUUGUUCCACCGACAACCGAUUUCGACACGUGAAAUAGGAUAUUGCAAUUCCGAAAACGUCCACACGUAUAUUCGGCUCUUUGCCUUCUCCAACUGUAAGUCUACUAUAGUAGUCCAGUCGAAGAUGAAACAGUAACUUGCUGGAAGCUGAUUAUGGUCCACUUGGAGCGUUCCAAGACAUCAGGAGGAAUCCAAGUGGACCAUAAUCAACCAUAAUCAAGGGUAAAUAAAUGCUGCCAGAACGUUGGCGAAGAAUCAAUCACGAUGAUCACUUGGUUGUCUCACUAAUUUGUUUCCAUUGAAUAUAUUAAAUUAAAACUUCAUUCAGAAAUCGAGCCAAAUGUUUUUACCGACUCAAUAUAUGUUUCGAAAUCAGCUGGUGCUUUAAGCACCUCUGACUAUCGCUGUUCAGUCGAAUUGAAUUUUCUUCGUUAGCUUUAUACAUAUUGUUCUACUCCAACACGCUAAACUGCUGUAAACUCUAUUUUUAUUGUUUAUUAUCGUUCCCUUGCGACUUGUGUACUACGUGUGAUACUGAACACGAGGAAUCCCUCGAGGCGUGUUACACACAAUAUUACAAAGCAUAUUAUCCAGACGACGAUCAAACUCCGCCCUAUGCGAAAACACCGCCUUCGACAUGCGCCGGAGAGUCGUUUACGGUCACAUCGCUUCUUUCCUGUAAUCAGCCGUUUAAUCUGUCCGAGGUGGUAAGAUGUUACGCGUGCGAAGAACCGUGUAAUUCUACCCGCGUUAAAUUCGUCCACGCUCUCCGCGUGAAACAAUUACUCGUCUAACUUCACAAGUUGUCAGAAACAAGAAGACGUUGCCGUGAUGUCCGUAUGGAACAUGAUGCAGAAUGCACCGUUGGACUUGAGCAGGCAUGGGAACGCGUGGAAGACCGGUGUGGUUAACGCUUUUAAGUUUCAACGGCGUCUGCCCUGCCAGAUCUGCGGUAAAAGUUUCGACAGACCGUCUCUGCUAAAAAGACACCUGCGAACACACACCGGGGAGAAACCACACGGUUGUACAGUAUGUGGUAAGAUGUUUAGCACAAGCAGUUCAUUGAAUACUCACAUUAGAAUUCAUACCGGUGAACGUCCUCAUGAAUGCCCGAUGUGUGGAAAGCGCUUUACCGCUUCAUCCAACUUGUAUUACCAUCGCAUGACGCACUCUAAGGAAAAGCCACACAAGUGUGACGAAUGCGGACGUUCCUUUCCAACUCCCGGUGAUCUAAGGGCGCAUGGAUACUCGCACACUGGUAACUGGCCGUUACGUUGUCCCGUCUGCAACAGAGGAUUCUGCAAGUUAGGCGCUCUGCAUCAUCACAUGAAAUCGCAUGGUGAUUAUUCGUAUCGUUGCGGCGUCUACAACCAAAAACUUCCCGUCGUCGGUAAUCUGCGUAUUCACGAACAUCUACACAACUCCCACGUAUCAAAUAACGGUGGUGGAAGCUGCACGAGCAUAGACAGCGGUAUCUCAAGCGUGGAGAUUAUCAGGUUCGAAGGUCUUGACAAUAAUUAUAUGCACUUACCCACCGUAUAUCCGUGGCCCUCGUGGAUGUCGUUGCAAUUUAAAAACUAAUUCAUUGUUGUUUCUCCUUUCAACUAUAUCAUCCAAAGUUUAUUGCAGACUCGUAAAAGCAACUAUUAUAUCUUAUCUGUCCUAACGUAUAUAUGUGGUAAGACAAAAACAGAAUAACAAUAAGUACAUAUAACAAUUAGUAAUAACGUAAAACAAGUAAUAAACGUAAAAUCAUACAAUAUAAAAGAAUCUUGUAGAUAACAAGAAAGUAAGACUUCAUUGUCAACAGUAUAAGUAAAUCACUUAAUUGUUACGCGUUGAAAAAUUGUAAGACAACGGAGAGCCAGGGUUUUAAUGUCGCAACGCGUACUCUGAUAAAUGAUUUAUUUAUGAUAAAUCGUCGUGUGCACUGUAUAUAAAUAACGAAUAAACCUCCGCUAUUUAAACUUUACGAUUGCUGCAAAAUGUUGAACGCAGAGUAAGAUGUUUUGAGGAUCUACGAAAUAAAAUAAGAUUUUAACGAAAUAUGCGUCGAACAAUAGUGAGGGAAGAAAGUGUUUAAUUGACAUACUGACAUUACUAUAAGAUUCCAGAGACAACGUCACUAAGAAACCACUAGUAAAUCGGAUAGGUCUUGUACUACGUUUCAUAAUCAUCAGCAAGUCUUUUCGUUCGCUAAUCGUCAUCAACAUCCAAUCUAUCUUAUACACUUCCUCGCUUAAUCCUGUACUCUGCACAAAGUCCAAAUAAUUAAGUUUUUAGCAAGGAAAAAAAUCUGUAACUCGAGUAACUACGAGUGCAUUUUGUUAUAGUACUCUAUCUUAUGUCUGUGUAGAAUGAGUUGUCAAACAAUUUAGACACAAUGAAGUUGGAGGCUCACCAAACUGUCAAAAUCGUCUCAUUACAUGACGGGCUUGCCCAGUUAUUUUAUUACUAAUUAUUAUACUUGGCGUCGCGACGCUACUGCGUCGCUUGAUCAUUAUUAAUUAUUAUCAGUAUUUUAUUAUUAUUCAGUAUGUUCUUAAUUAUAUUAUUAAUUAUAUUAUUUUUGCAUAAGUCCGUUGAUAAUGGCUCUCAGUUUUGACAAUUUGAUGAGCAUACAACUUCGUUAUGUCCAGACUGUUUAUAUUUACGAAAUAUUAAUUGAAAACGUUCAAGAAACACAACCGACAAAACUUGAGAGCUUAUAUAAAUCGUUCAAGAGAUAUACGUAAAACUGAUAUUUCAAAUUGUUGAUUUAACGUUUCUUAUUCGAGGCAUAUACUAUCUCCAUAAAUGAAAAACUGCGACUGCUACCUUUAGUAUAACUUCGUUUCCGGCCCAGCAGUAGAUGAAAAUCUGUAUGAACAUGCAACAUGUAUAGACAGCCAAGUUCGCAAAAUCGGCAAUCGUUAUAUGAGAAGACAGGUAGUAUACGGUUGAGCAUAAUAUUAAUAUACUACCGAGAAACUGGACAAAGAACACUUGGCUGAAUAUCUCGUUGACCAUUUUGGCGUAUCUAUAAAUAUUUGCGUGUCACGUCUCACAAUUUGCGAAAGAAGACAUCAUAUUGUCAUCGUCUCUAUUCGAAAGAAGAGCGAAAUUGUACCUUACAUACGCUUUAUCAAUCGCUUGACUAACCUGAUUAUGCACAGAUGAUGAUAAAUAUGUUUCGACAAUCGAUUCGUUUUAUUGAACGUGUCCUUCGACAGACUUUUGCGACCUUCUUCCGUCUCGCUCGACUGUGUCAUCUUGUAGAGGCGGUACGUCAAGAUUUCAAGUUGCGCGCACGUUUGUAAGCAAAAUCAAAAUACCAGGGUUUCCGCGGCGACGCUCACGUAUGUACCAAAAACCAGGCCAAACAUCUCUUGAAGGGACGUAAGCAGGAAUAAGAAGGGCGAGGUGUAAUCGUAGGGCACCCAUCCUCUGUAAGGUAGCUCGCCUUGUAAAACGGCGAAUACCUCUCCUAUCGUGGCACCCGUGGCAGAGAACGACGCCAGUAGUAUGUAAAUCACGGAACACGAUCUGCACAAAGUUGAAAGUAACACAGGUUUGUAUGUGUAAAUAUAUGAUCGAACAUCACAUCGACAGUCGGACGUAACUAACUUGAUCAAACGAUCGUAUCUUGUCUGAAUAGCUAACUCCUCUUCAUUGCAGGCCUUGCAAGGUUCUUCUUGGAGUAUUUUUAUCAAGUUGAUGAUUUGUUCGCGAUGCAUCACGACAGUAGUGGCUUUACAUGUCGAACCAACGGCGGAAAAGAACAUUAUAUUCGUCGUGGCGAAGUCGUCCAUGUUAUCGAUAACCAAGAUCAUAUCCAUGAACUGAGUCAGCACUGAGAAAAUCAACAAAUAGAUCGUAAUGAUGGUGAACAUGCUAUACAGUAGCUUGGAGCAAUUAAACGACCAUUUGAUCGGACGCCACACACCGCUUAUGGUAAAGAUUAAAAAAUUGAGGGAGAGUAUCUUCAUUUAUGCAAUUGUUGCUAUAAUGAAAAAAAGGAAGAUUAGAAGAAAAAGAUAUGUUCUCCCGUUUUCCCUCUCUUUCUCUUUUUUCUUUCUAUUUCAAAAACUUUCCAUAAAAACAGUCCCAUGUACAAGCACUUUGCGAUUAUAACGUCUACUGCGAUUAUAAAGAUCCACAAUCCGUGCAACUUCUAUUUACGCGCGUAUAUUCCGUAUAAUCGAAGAAAGUGACUAAUACAGAGUCAAAGUGCAUGCGACGAAGGUCCGUAAGAUACUACGGUUGACUGCGUUUUGCACCCCCAACUUUGUGUCCCCAUACGGCUUAAAGUUAAUGACUGAUUAAUAAGUUAAUCGAACGAUUGUCUCUUACGGCGCGAUGUCUCUUCAUACUUUCCGGUAUGGAAAUGUCGUAAUUGCGAACCGUGCGGUUGUUUGACGGAAUUGAGGAAGAUUAUCCGACAUAUUCCAACAUAUUGUCGCGUUCCCAGGAAAUCGCACAUGUUUUCAUCGGAACGUUUAUUCCGAAGCUUCGACAAUUCUAAUCCUAAGACGUGACGCGUUCUACGACACAGUUACUUGUCGUAACAGGGAAACGUAAUUUUUAAUUUUAUUCCAAGUAUUUUACAAUACGAUACGAUAUAAACUUAUAUGGAUAAUAAUACAGUGAAAUCGCUUACAUAAUAAUGUAAUUGUAAUAAAUCUUUUAUUGAACUUUAUUCGAA
Odontomachus brunneus is the source of this 4836-nucleotide messenger RNA. RefSeq names its product zinc finger protein 239-like. The record is from RefSeq and is a predicted model, not a curated record. Gene Ontology annotation, molecular function: DNA-binding transcription factor activity, RNA polymerase II-specific; RNA polymerase II cis-regulatory region sequence-specific DNA binding. NCBI's taxonomy places the organism in Eukaryota, Metazoa, Arthropoda, Insecta, Hymenoptera, Formicidae. Gene Ontology annotation, cellular component: nucleus. Bases 984 to 1733 code for a protein of 249 amino acids. The transcript has 5 exons. Gene Ontology annotation, biological process: central nervous system development; regulation of transcription by RNA polymerase II.